Molecule: messenger RNA, 395 nt
Organism: Schistosoma turkestanicum
Lineage: Eukaryota; Metazoa; Platyhelminthes; Trematoda; Strigeidida; Schistosomatidae
Source: the annotation of a GenBank genome assembly
UUUUGCAACAACUGGCAGCUGAUAUCAAUGGUCUUAUGUUAUCGUUUUCAGCAUACAAGAAAGAUAUCAUGAGGAAUUCUGAUGAUAGUUUGGAUGAACAGAAAUCGUUUUUUGAAGCAAUCGCUAGAACAAUGUGUAAUGGCUACUCUCAUGAUUUCAUUCAGCACAUGUCAAAUUCACGUGAUGAAAACUAUAAAUUCAGUUUGAAUGAAAUUCUGAAACAUAGUGAGGAAUUUUCGAAAACAUAUCAAUGUCCUCUUGGUUCGGAAAUGAAUCCUGUGGAUAAAUGUAUUCUUUAAACAAACACAGCGAUCAUCGAUGCGUGUCUGUGUGUGUGUGUUUGUAUGUUUGUCUGACAACAUUUAUUUAUACAUGUCCAUGAUUUUGUAAACUGU